UCCUGAUUCAGAAGAACAUGUUUUUGGUAGAGAAUUGCAGAAUAUGCCCAAUAUUCAUGUCGAGGUGAAUCCCGACGAUAUUUCUGACUAUGAAUACCCAGAAGGGACACAAUAUGAUAAUGUGAAUACAAAUACAGAUGUAAACAAGCAGUUUUCAAAUGCUUUAUUUAAUGACUCGUGUAAUAGUGAUCCUGAUGAUGGUGUCUGGGAAUUACCUAAAUUAAAAAUACCAGAGAAAGGCAAGGCUGUUUCAGAUACUUUAGCAAAACUGAUUAAUGUUUCUUGUACGCAACAGUGUGAUAUAGACUCAUUGUUAGCAAAGUAUAAAAUUCCUGAGAAUUGUGAGAUGGUUAACCCUCCAUUAGUUAACCAAGAAAUUUGGAAGAUUUUGGACAAGAAGGCCCAUGGGCAGGAUAAAAUUCUUGUUGAUAUUCAGAAUUUGGCAGCCAUAGGUUUUGCACCAAUUAUCAGAUUAGCAGAAGUUUUCAAAGGACAGAUAUCAUGUAAUUCUGAAGUUAAGUCGUUGUUGUCAGAUGCUCUUACAGUUCUAGGACAAAUACAGUAUAAUUUAUCUGUCCAAAGACGAUAUAUGAUCAGACCUGCACUUAAGAGGAAGUAUGCUGCAUUGUGUCAUAUGUCAAUGCCAAUCACUACAAAACUUUUUGGCGAUGACAUAUCUAAGGAAGUAAAGAACUGUGAAUCUUUUGCAUAUCUUUGUAGAGACUCUGUCAGAGGUACAGGCUUUGUAAGAAGUAGUAAUCGGAGCAGAUUUCCACGUAGAAGUUACGGUGGUUCUUAUGGUUAUCAGGCACAUCCUAGUAGAUACCAGCCAUAUCCGCAGAGAGGGCAACAGUAUAGACCAUAUUCUGCUAGGUCUAGGCCUGCAAGAAAGGCUCCAGUGGCAACAGUUACAGCCCCAAACGGGCAGGAAUAAAUGCAACAUCUUGUGUAGAUUACCAAGGCACAGAGAUCUGCUCAUGAUGUCACACAGCGGAGAAGUACACCCAUUGGGAAAGAAACUGAAGAUCAUCACAGCCAUUGUCUCAGGAAAGCACUCCAAAGUAGAGGCCUUUCAGCAGAUGUUGCAAAGUUCAUCCUUCAAUCUUGGGCAGCAGGGACCCGUAAGCAGUACAGAUAUGCA
This is a messenger RNA of Mercenaria mercenaria, 1141 nucleotides long. RefSeq lists its product as uncharacterized. The transcript is spliced from 2 exons. Bases 44 to 934 code for a protein of 296 amino acids. The record is from RefSeq and is a predicted model, not a curated record. NCBI's taxonomy places the organism in Eukaryota, Metazoa, Mollusca, Bivalvia, Venerida, Veneridae.